GAGAGGCUGCCGCAUCCCACAGCCAAAAAUGGCGUCUUCUUCUUCUUCUUCUUCAUGUUUACACAUUUUUAGUCCUUGUAAUUAUCAACAUCAAUCUUCUUUAAGUAUAAAACGGAAUGUAUGCACUGCUUCUGCUUAUACCACUACUCCCCGCAGACUUGCUCUUAUCCUUCUUGGAACCACCGUCAUACCUCAGUUACAGUUAUCUGGAGUGAAUGCAUCCAAACUGCUGACCUCUGAUACUAGCCCUAUCACGGAGGAUAAUGCAUUUGAUUGGUCCAGAAAAGAUAAUAGAAAGAUGUUGCAUGUUGUUUAUCGUGUCGGGGAUUUGGAGAAAACUAUCAAGUUUUAUACCGAGUGUUUGGGUAUGAAAGUGUUAAGGCAACGUAACAUACCGGAAGAAAGAUAUGCAAAUGCUUUCUUGGGAUAUGGACCUGAGAAGGAAUAUAAUUUUGUUGUCGAACUUACUUACAAUUAUGGAGUUGACAAGUAUGAUAUCGGAUCUGGUUUUGGACAUUUUGGUAUUGCUGUUCAGGAUGUUGCUAAAACAGUGGAUCUUGUAAAAGCCAAGGGAGGAAAAGUAACCAGAGAACCUGGUCCAGUCAAAGGUGGUAGUACUGUAAUUGCCUCCAUUGAAGAUCCAGAUGGCUACACAUUUCAGCUCCUUGAGAAAAGGCGUCGAAUUCCCCAGCCUCUAUGUCAAGUGAUGUUAAGAGUAGGAGAUAUUGACCGUUCCAUUAAGUUCUAUCAGCAGGCAUAUGGUAUGGAACUCCUUAGGAAAAGAGAUGAACCUGAGUACAAGUACACCGUAGCCACAAUGGGUUAUGGCUCUGAAGAUGAAACUGCAGUUUUGGAGCUGACAUACAACUAUGGUAUCACAGAAUAUGACAAAGGAAAUGGUUAUGGACAGAUUGCGAUUGGUACCGAUGAUGUAUAUAAGACUGCAGAAGUUGUUAAACUGUUUGGUGGUGACAUAGUACUUGAACCUGGGCCCUUGCCGGUUAUCAACACAAAGAUAACAGCCUGUUUGGAUCCAGAUGGUUGGAAAUCGGUCUUUGUUGAUAACAUUGAUUUCAUGAAAGAACUAGAGUGAGGAAACUUCGUUGAUAUUUGAACUGAGCAGCCAUCAUGUAUUGACGAAAUCUAUCUAUAGAGUUUGCACUGACACUUGAUGUCCUGCCAAUGCUUUUAUAAUAGAUCCACUCUUAUUUGUAAACACAAUCACUCAAAUAGUUAUGAUCCACUCACUGUACAAUUCCAAAACUUGAAGUUUGACACAUCUAGAAUUGCUAUACAAGCCUGUGGACAGCUGAUCUGCAACUUCAAGAUACAGUCUGCUAUGUAAAUCGUGCCAUAUUGGCUCGGCAGUUCAAUAAAUGUUGCAAGCCCUCUAUCCACUUUUGUUUUUCA
Erigeron canadensis is the source of this 1410-nucleotide messenger RNA. RefSeq names its product lactoylglutathione lyase GLX1-like. Bases 29 to 1093 code for a protein of 354 amino acids. Gene Ontology annotation, cellular component: cytoplasm. NCBI's taxonomy places the organism in Eukaryota, Viridiplantae, Streptophyta, Magnoliopsida, Asterales, Asteraceae. Gene Ontology annotation, molecular function: metal ion binding; lactoylglutathione lyase activity. The record is from RefSeq and is a predicted model, not a curated record. The transcript is spliced from 9 exons.